Molecule: messenger RNA, 1138 nt
Organism: Plasmopara halstedii
Lineage: Eukaryota; Oomycota; Peronosporomycetes; Peronosporales; Peronosporaceae
Exons: 1
Coding region: 457-645 (62 amino acids)
Source: RefSeq, a predicted model, not a curated record
GUGUGAAGAGAAGUGGGAGCCGAUCAUUUGCUUCCUCAGGUGAUAUAAAACAAUAUAGUCAUUACAGCAAGACGUCUGAGGCUUAUUACGCAAGCAAGAUAAUAAUCCGAAAUACUCUUGAUAUAUACGAAGAUGGAAAACGGUGUUUGUCUAUUUUUCAAGCGAGAAGUCUUUUCAACAGGAUCAUUUUUCAGUGUUGUUCAGCUAGACACUGGCAUGUCUCUCAUUAAUUAAGAGUUAUAUUAUCCAGAUAAAUAGAGCUGUUUCGCUGCGAAAAAUCUUUCCUUGUCAUCAAAAUUAGGCUGACCUUGCGAAAUUUGAACCCAUACCAGUUGCUCAUUAAGGUGGUGAAGUCUAAAUAUAAAGCAAUAGAGGUAUGCUUCGUAAACGAUAUAUAUAGCCAAACACACUACAUGCUUGACAUAUACAAGUGUAAUUGAAAAAUCUGCAGCUCGGAUGCAUCGAAAUCAAGUUGACGUUAUUGUAAGCAUCCCCACAUGUUUCCUUCAUAGAUUCGCCAUAUCCGCUUGUAUUGACCAUAUGCUCUCUGCCGACAAAAGUCAUGAUCUCCAUAUUGCGUGCUUAAAAAAGGUGAUCCGUAAUUUGAGCUCAGCGAAAAUUUCUGUGCAAUAUCCGGCGGCCUGAAGUAAUUCAGAGCUCUCGCUAAUGCUGACAUCUGACACAGUAUGUAAAUAUACAAUACCGAACACUAGUUACACUGCACGUGCCUUCCUUCUAGCUAAACUUUACCAAGCAGUGCACUGUAACGAUCAGCGCAGUGAGAUUUAUCCACAAUAUCAUAGCUACAUGUGCAUUAGACUUAAAUCUUCUUUUGUCAGAACACGAACUUGGCUUCGUUGUGUGGGACAUUUCACAAGAAUUUGUCCCCUUCUGAGCACAUCUAGAGUGUUUUCCCGCAACCCAGCAAAAAGCGACUUGAAACACUGUAAAAGGAUGCCGAUGACACGCUUUUUUUGCUGUGCUGUAUGUAAGAACGUUCCACGCCUUUGCAGUAUUAAAAGUACCAUUGCUCUGUGCACAUUCGAUUUCCGAAUCUAGUGCCUUUGCGACGCCACUUUGAAAACACCAAGCUAUAACUACAAGACGUUUAACAAGGCCACUAAGUGUGCUGUCAAAU